CAGGAAGUCAACUUCAAGCAGACUUGAACCAGGAGCUCACUUGAGAAGCAUAAGUGUCCAAAAACACUGAGGUUUUUGGGUUCGGUUUGGUUUCGGUUUCUUGGAAAAUACUCAAAUUCCAGCGACUUACAUCUUGUACCCUACUUUCCGGAAACCUGGCGAUCCCAUGUGGACUUCUGGUAGAAUGAGCAAUGCAAAGAGCUGGCUUGGACUCGGCGUGUCCUUGUACUUCUGGGGACUGAUGGAUCUCACCACCAGUGUUCUCUUGGGCACAUCAACACCACGAGGCGAAUUCCAAGUCUUCCUGUCAGACAAGUCACAGUCACACUCUCGAACAAAGAGGAGCUGGGUUUGGAACCAGUUUUUCGUUCUGGAAGAGUACACGGGAACCGACCCUUUGUAUGUCGGCAAGCUCCAUUCAGACAUGGACAGGGGGGAUGGAUCCAUCAAGUACAUCCUCUCUGGAGAAGGUGCAGGGGUCGUGUUUACCAUCGAUGACACCACUGGAGACAUCCACGCCAUUCAGAGGCUUGACCGGGAGGAAAGGGCCCAGUACACUUUGCGGGCUCAAGCCCUAGACAGGCGGACAGGCAGGCCGAUGGAGCCGGAGUCCGAGUUCAUCAUCAAAAUCCAAGACAUCAACGACAAUGAGCCCAAGUUCCUGGACGGACCUUAUGUCGCCACUGUGCCAGAAAUGUCACCUGUGGGGACCUCUGUCAUCCAGGUGACAGCCACGGAUGCCGACGACCCAACCUAUGGCAACAGCGCCCGGGUGGUAUACAGCAUCCUCCAAGGCCAGCCUUACUUUUCUGUGGACUCCAAAACAGGUGUGAUCAGGACAGCGCUUAUGAACAUGGACCGAGAAGCCAAAGAAUACUACGAAGUGAUCAUCCAGGCCAAGGACAUGGGAGGCCAGCUGGGAGGCCUGGCAGGGACGACCACUGUCAACAUCACCCUCUCCGACGUCAAUGACAACCCGCCCCGCUUUCCCCAGAAACAUUACCAGAUGAGCGUGCUGGAAUCAGCCCCUGUCAGCUCCACGGUGGGGAGAGUGUUUGCCAAGGACUUGGACGAAGGCAUUAACGCAGAGAUGAAGUACACGAUCGUGGAUGGGGAUGGUGCUGAUGCCUUCGCCAUUAACACGGACCCCAAUUUCCAAGUUGGCAUCAUAACCGUGAAGAAGCCCCUGAGUUUUGAAAGCAAGAAAAGCUACACCUUGAAAGUGGAGGGAGCCAACCCUCACCUAGAGAUGCGUUUUCUGAGCCUGGGUCCGUUUCAGGACACCACCACGGUGCACAUCAGUGUGGAAGAUGUGGAUGAACCACCUGUGUUUGAACCUGGCUUUUAUUUCGUGGAGGUACCUGAGGACGUGGCGAUUGGAACGACAAUACAGAUCAUUUCUGCCAAGGACCCAGAUGUGACCAACAACUCAAUCAGAUAUUCCAUUGACAGAAGCAGCGACCCUGGAAGAUUCUUCUAUGUUGACAUCACAACAGGUGCCCUGAUGACUGCGAGACCUCUUGACCGGGAAGAGUUUUCCUGGCACAAUAUCACAGUCCUUGCUAUGGAAAUGAACAACCCUUCCCAGGUUGGAAGUGUUUCUGUCACAAUCAAAGUCUUAGAUGUGAAUGACAAUGCUCCCGAGUUCCCCAGAUUCUAUGAAGCUUUUGUCUGUGAGAAUGCCAAAGCCGGGCAGCUGAUCCAGACGGUGAGUGCGGUCGACCAAGAUGACCCUCGCAGCGGUCAACACUUCUACUACAGCUUGGCUCCUGAGGCUGCAAACAACCCCAACUUCACAGUCAGGGACAACCAAGAUAACACCGCCCGGGUCCUCACCAGGAGGUCUGGCUUUCGGCAGCAAGAGCAGAGUGUCUUCUACCUGCCCAUCCUGAUCUCUGACAAUGGACAGCCAAUGCUGAGCAGCACGGGCACACUGACCAUCCAGGUGUGCAGCUGUGACGAUGCCGGCCACGUCCUGUCCUGCAGCCCCGAGGCCUACACGCUCCCAGUCAGCCUGAGCCGGGGCGCCCUCAUCGCCAUCCUGGCCUGCAUCUUCGUCCUCUUGGUGCUGGUGCUGCUCAUUCUGUCCCUGCGGAGGCACCGGAAGCAGCCGUACAUCAUCGACGACGAGGAGAACAUCCACGAGAACAUCGUGCGCUACGACGACGAGGGCGGCGGCGAGGAGGACACCGAGGCAUUCGACAUCGCCGCCAUGUGGAACCCCCGGGAGGCGCAGGCGGGAGGCGCCCCCAAGACGCGGCAGGACAUGCUGCCCGAGAUCGAGAGCCUCUCCCGCUACGUGCCUCAGACGUGCGCCGUCAACAGCACGGUCCACAGCUACGUGCUGGCCAAGCUCUACGAGGCCGACAUGGACCUGUGGGCUCCCCCCUUCGACUCCCUGCAGACCUACAUGUUUGAGGGGGACGGCUCCGUGGCGGGGUCUCUGAGCUCCCUGCAGUCGGCCACGUCGGACUCAGAGCAGAGCUUCGACUUCCUCACAGACUGGGGGCCCCGCUUCCGGAAGCUGGCCGAGCUCUACGGGGCGUCGGAGGGGCCCGCGCCCCUGUGGUGACGGAAGCCGGGAGGCAGGUGCGCGUCCAAAAAGCAGCCGUCUGGCCAGCGGCUUCGCGGAAGAGGUGCAAGCAACCACGUGAGCAAUACUGCGCUGGAGAGUGAGAGUGGGGUGAGCGGGCGAGCAGAGGGCUCUCUCUGGAUCAGCUUUACUUGGUUAGAUUAAGUUAAAGGAUCAAAGGAAACACAGGAAGAGGGGGGCAGAAUCUCCAAAUACCUUUUUAUUUUCUUCUUUUUAACGUCGAGUUCAAGUUUGAGUGCAGCCAGCUCGGCUGUCCUUUGUCCACCCGCCAAAGCCUUGGUCACGUUGCCACCACCGAGAGGCUACGAUCUUGUAACAGAGGUGGCCGUUGAAAGUAGAAAGUUCUACUCUCACAGCCGUGUUUUCUUUUUAAUCUUAUUUUAGUCUCCAUUUAAGAGUUUUGCUGACUCAUCAGACCACACCAAGCAAUCCACGCGAAAGAACACUGAAACGUUCUUCCUCGGUGAAAUUAACCCGCUGGGCCGAGGGUGGAUGGAAUUUCGUUUAACCUUUUUGGGUCAAGGUUAAGGCUGAAUCGACCUUGCAUGGGGGAGGGUGGGGGGUGGGAGAAGGAAGAGGCAUUGACUUUGAGGUCAAGUUUAAUGGCUGAACCAAGAGUUCAUGACAUUGCAGUGAAUCCAAUGCUCUCCAAUUGGAAUGCUCUUGUUCUCUCAGCUCUUUAACGGUGCCCCUGCAAAACAACCGAAGGAAACUAGAAAAUCUGCCUCUUUUGCACUGUAGGUGUCUCUUCCAUGUGCCAAAUGUGAAGAUUAGAUGCUACCAAUGAAAGCCAAAAAAAGAAGUAUCUGAUAAAAGCAUGGGUUAGAGGGCUUUCCUAAUCUGUGUGAGGUCAAUCCAAGGGAUGUUUACAUACUGUAGAUAAUCUACUUGAACAAAAAUCAGUAUUAUAGAGAAUAAAUGGAUGUAAGAAAAUUACAUGUAUAAGUUUUGUAUAUUUGUUAAUAAUUUUGGUAAUAAAUAUGAUGUACUGCAUCUCAGUACCUUAGCACUUCUUUUAAUAAAAGUUAAAUAGAAGG
Condylura cristata (star-nosed mole) is the source of this 3630-nucleotide messenger RNA. RefSeq names its product cadherin 20, type 2 (gene CDH20). The record is from RefSeq and is a predicted model, not a curated record. Gene Ontology annotation, cellular component: plasma membrane; adherens junction; catenin complex. Lineage: Eukaryota; Metazoa; Chordata; Mammalia; Eulipotyphla; Talpidae. Gene Ontology annotation, molecular function: calcium ion binding; cadherin binding. Bases 167 to 2572 code for a protein of 801 amino acids. Gene Ontology annotation, biological process: cell-cell junction assembly; cell morphogenesis; homophilic cell-cell adhesion. The transcript is spliced from 11 exons.